This is a messenger RNA of Arabidopsis thaliana (thale cress), 746 nucleotides long. RefSeq names its product Bifunctional inhibitor/lipid-transfer protein/seed storage 2S albumin superfamily protein. The transcript is spliced from 3 exons. Bases 89 to 574 code for a protein of 161 amino acids. The record is from RefSeq and is marked reviewed. NCBI's taxonomy places the organism in Eukaryota, Viridiplantae, Streptophyta, Magnoliopsida, Brassicales, Brassicaceae. Gene Ontology annotation, cellular component: plasma membrane.
GUCAAUAACUUUCACGGUUGAUUGUGUAUAUACAUACUAAUUAAGGAAGCAUCAAAAACAAAAGAAAACGAUUCUCCCACGAUUAAUAAUGGCUCAAACCACCACCUUGAUCUUACUCCUAGCCACAUUGCUAGUGGCAGCUACGACUGUUUCAGGACAGGGACCUCAUAUUCCGCUGGCUCCUAGUCCUUCAGUCAACGAAGCUAUGAACUGUGCGGCUGGUUUGGCUGUUUGUCUUCCGGCAAUUACUCAGCGAGGACCUCCGUCGCAGGAAUGCUGCACAGCCGUAGAGACGGCGUUGACAACUCAGCUAUCUUGUCUUUGCGGUUUCAUCAAAAGUCCAAUGUUGUUGAUCCCUUUCAAUGUCACCGACUUCAAUGCUCUUUUCUCCAAAACUUGUGGACUCACCACUGAUCCCAACUUGUGUUCCGAAACUGCCGCCCAGGCUCCUUUGCCGAAGACGGCAGCACCUGUUCCAGGAGCACCCAAAUCUGACAAGGAUGCCGCAAGCAAACUCGCGGGAACAGGCUUGGUCGGAAUCGUCGUGAUCACGAUUGCUGCGAUGUUUUAUUAAAAUUGAAUUAUAUAUUCUUAACCAUUGGAGUGCUUUAUAUAGACUAUAGCCUAUAUUCCUAUCCGGCUAUAUGUGAGAAUUGUGUUUGGAUCAAUUAUACAUGGCGUUUUAUUUUGAAUUUUGUUUUUUACAUCUAGAGUUUUUAAAAAUAUUGUUGUUGUCGCCUUUAAUG